Tachyglossus aculeatus (Australian echidna) is the source of this 3898-nucleotide messenger RNA. Its product is annotated as nuclear envelope pore membrane protein POM 121-like. Bases 41 to 3214 code for a protein of 1057 amino acids. The transcript is spliced from 13 exons. Gene Ontology annotation, cellular component: nuclear pore. Gene Ontology annotation, molecular function: structural constituent of nuclear pore. Gene Ontology annotation, biological process: protein import into nucleus; RNA export from nucleus. NCBI's taxonomy places the organism in Eukaryota, Metazoa, Chordata, Mammalia, Monotremata, Tachyglossidae. The record is from RefSeq and is a predicted model, not a curated record.
CGGCCCGUUUCCCGCGCGCCGCCCGCCGCCCCUUCUCCUCAUGGGCGCCCACCUCGGAAAGCCCGCGCCCACCGCGACCGACCCCCGACGCAGCCCCAGGGCGAAGCCGCCCCCACGGGACCACCUGGCUUUCCAGAAUCGUCUGGCACUGUCGCCUCGUCGGCGAUACCCUAUCCAGCAGGCCCAGUAUGCCUCCCUGGGGGCUCUCCCCACCGUGUGCUGGGACGGUUAUCAGAGGAAGAACGUGCUCUCCGCCCGCAACUCCAACAUGGUCUGCAGCCCCGUCACCGUCAAGAUCGCCCGGCCGGACCACGGCCUGACCCGCUCUCCGGGCCUGGAGCAGACUAUUUCCUCGACGGUGUCUACGCCAUCCGAGAGCCCUCCGGACCCGUGCGCGAAGGAGACGGUGCUCAGCGCCCUCAAAGAGAGCCGGAAAAGAACCGUGGAGGAGGAGGAGGACGACGACGAGGAGGAGGGCGACCACCGGAUCGUCACCGAGGGGCUGGAGAGUAAGCGACGGCGCCACGACAGCAGUGGGAGCGGACAGUCGGCAUUUGAACCUCUGAUGGCAAACGGGGCCCCAGCUUCGCUGACUUUCAAGCCUGGCUCCCUGAAGAGGAGCCUCAAUGCUCAGUGCCCGGACGACAGCUGGAGCAAGCGAUCCCGCAGCUCGUCCGUCAGUUCCCUGAGCCACACGUUCUCCGGCGGCAUCCCCAGCUCCAGCCGCAAUGCCAUCACCAGCUCCUACAGCUCCUCCCGGGGCUUCUCCCAGCUGUGGAAGAGAAGCGGUCCCAGCAGCUCCCCACUCUCCAGCCCAGCUUCAUCCCGCUCCCAGACGCCUGAGAGGCCCGUGAAGAAAGCCAGGGAAGAGGAGACGCAGCCGUCCGGCUCUUCGGCCGCUCUGAUGUCCGACAAGGAGCUCCUGGCCAACACCUCCCUGGACACCCCCAUGAGUAGGAGACAGAAUUCCUGGAGUUCCCUGACAGCUUCCAGCGGCAGCGGAAAGCGGAAGCGGAAGAUCCCGCUGCUGGCUUCCCGGCGAGGGGAGCAGCUGGUCCUGCCCCCGCCUCCCCAGCUGGGCUAUUCCGUCUCGGCCGAAGACCUGGACUUGGAGAAGAAGGCGGCGUUGCAGUGGUUCAACAAAGUCUUGGAGGAGAAGUCAGUAGAUUCCACCCCCAAGUCGGUCCCAGAGGUCCCUCCCGCCACCCUGCAGUCUUCUCUCUCCUUCACCCUGUCCCCCGCCGGCCCCACCGCCUCACCGGCCGUCGCCCCCAGCCCGGAGCCUGCCGCCGCCCCCAACCCACUGCUGGAGAGUCUGAAGAAGAUGCAGAACACCCCGAGCCCACCCAUCCUCACAGAAGCUCCGGCCGCCCCCGCCACUGCUCCGGCAGCGCCCCUGGCACCCGCCCAGCUGAAGACCCCGGACCAGCCGCCGUCCCAGGCGCCCUCGGAGCCGGGGCCCCUCCCCUCCACCUCCUCCGACUCGAAGCCUCCCCCUACCUUUGUCCUGGCCCCCACCACCACACCCCUCGGCAACCCCCUCGGCAAGCCGUCCCCCGCCCCUCUGCCCGAAACCCCGGUCAAGCUCGCUGCCUCCCUCAAGCCUAGCAUUCUUUUCGGGAUGCUGAGUGCCCCAGGGGCCGUGCCUGCCCCGGCUGCCGUGCCCACCCCCGCGGCUGCUCCGGCCCCGGCCCCCGCCCCAGCCACUCCCGCCCCUGUAUUCAAGCCCAUUUUUGGGGCCCCUCCCAAAAGUGAGAGCGGGCCCCCGUUGGCCGCCGGCUCUUCCACCCUGGCCUCUUCCACCCCCACUUUCAAGCCCAUCUUUGGGAACGUGGGGCCUCCGGCCGCUGGGCCCUUGGCGGGAGUGGUGGCGUCCCCCUUUGCCUUCAAGCAGACGCCCCCGGCGGCCCCGGCCCCCGCGGUGACCAGCGCGGCCCAGCUCUUCGCCGGCCUCCCCGGCUCCACCUCCAGCAGCGCGGCUCCCAGCACCGCGCCGAGCACCAACCCGGACCCGGCCACCAAGUCGGCCUUCAGCUUCAGCCUGACCAACUCCGCCCCCGCCCCCGCGGCCCAGCCUUUCCUGUUUGGGGGGACCCCCGCUGCCGGCUCCAUGUUCCAGUUCGGCAAGCCCCCCGCCACCACCGCUCCCACCCCGGCCUUCAGCCAGGCCCCCUCAAGUGUGGCUCAGGUGGCUCCCAGCGGGCCGGGGGGCUUUGGGGGCUUUGGGGUCCCCCUGACCGCCCCCUCCACCACCGCGGCGGCACCCGCACCCACAACCGCCACCACCACCAGCCAGGUGACGUUGACGUUCGGGUCCGUCCCUUCCGCGGCCGCAGCCGCUGUGGCCACUGCAUUUGGAGCUGCCUUCAGUGCCAAGCCACCGCCCCCACCGUACCCGGGCCCGGCGCCCCAGGCCGCCUUCGGGGCCGCCUCCGACGGGCAGAAGCCGACCCCCACGCCGAGUUUCAACACCACCUUCGCCUUCGGGGGUGCGAUGGCCCCCCCGGCCGCUGCCCAGCCGGCCUUCGGGUCCUCCACCCAGCCGGCCUUCAGUGGGACCGGCUCGGCCCCUGCCCCCGGCGCCCAGCCGGCCUUCGGGGGCACCCCGGGGGUCUUCUCCUUCGGCACGGCCGCCUCCACCAGCGGUUUCGGGGCCGGGACCGCCGCCGCCGCCACCACCACCACCAGCAGCGGAGGGACGGCCGCUGGUUCCGUGUUCGGCGGGGCCACCGCGAGCCCGUUUCCGUUUGGGGUCCAGGUGGCCACCGGCGGAGGUGGCGGCGGUGGCUUUGGGAUGAGCACUCCCGCCCCCGGAGCCGGCUCCGCCCCCGCAACGUUCAGCUUUGGCGGCGGGCCGAGCGCCACGGCCGCACGGGCACCCCCCUUCGGGGGCACCGCCAGCCAGAACCCACUGGGCGGCCCACCCGGGCCCAGCGCUCCCUUCGCCUUCAACGUGCCUGGAGCCGGCGAGAACAAACCUGUCUUUGGAGGUACCUCCGCUCCCGCCUUCGGCCAGAGCGCACCAACCCCCGGAGCUGGCGCCGCGGGCAGCACCCUGACCUUCGGGACCCCCGCCGCCCCGGCCCAAGGCUUCGUGGGAACCGGACCCACCUUCGGCUCGGCGACCCCGUCCUUCUCCAUCGGAGCCAGUUCCAAGACGACGGGCGCCCGGCAGCGGCUGCAGGCCCGCAGACAACACAACCGCAAGAAGUAGACCCCCGGCCUUCUCCCGUUGGUCGAGGCGGCCCCUGCCCCCGGCGGCCCGGGUAGGAGGGACACAGACCCUUUAUACUUGAACUGACGGCGAAGACUGGACCGGAAAGACUUGUGUACAUACGGGGCAUCAUCAGCCUGUCCUCCCUUCCCCCCCACGCCCCCCUCCACCCUGUGUGUGAGCCUGGUUCUGCCACAGCUGCCCCCUCAUUUGAGAGGGAGGGGGGCGGCUUCCCCAUCCCCAAGCUUCUGACACCUACCUCGUGGAGCUCCGGGGGGCCUGCGGCCCCCGCGGCUCCCUUCCCUGGCUGCCCGUGGGCACCGUCUCCUCCGUGUCGGUAGGAGCAUCCCUGCCUGGCCUGCUCAGCCUCUCCUCCCUCCCCCUGUCCCUCCCAGCCUCGGUGGGCCGCUCCUGGAACGGGACAGGAGGGGAGGGUUUUGGACUUGAAGGGUUCGCUGGGCCCCAGGACCAGGCCUGCCUCCCCCUCCCUCCACCUCACCUAUGUGUUGUCCCUCUCCCACCCCAAUCACCCACGCCCACCCACCCAGCUGCCAGGCUGCCCCGCCCCCCGCCCUGUGGGAGAAGCCAGCGUGGGUGUUGGGUGACCUGCCUAAUUCUAAAUUUACAAACAGGAACAAGAUAUUUAAACAUUUUUUAACAAAAUAAAUUUAUUUUUGUAUUUAA